CGCAGUUGCAGCGGUGCAUCCCAAAUAAUCAGCCUUGUACAUCUCCCUCCAUCAUGCCCUCUCGGCCGCUGUGCGCGCUGGCAUCUCACUACUAUUCAUAGGAGCUUCUAUGCCCUGCAUAAUUUCCCCCCCCCCCAUCAUUCUCCAAACCGCUAGUUUCUUCCCCCUUCAUCAACUUUCGCUCCAAAGACCGUGACCAGAUCAAGCCAUUAGGCAACCGGACCCAUCCCACACAGUCAAAGCUUUUUGCCGCUCUAAUCUAUUGAUCAGGGAACGUCAAAGGCGUUCCACCUCAUGAUUCUCACAGUGGCAACUGUUCAACUUCCUUAUCCCAACGGCCCCUACGAUCAGGGCGCUUUUCGUAACGUCACGUCGAUUUCAGACGCAAUCCGCACGAAACCUCCAGGAACCCUACAGCUUGCAGGAGAAUCACCACUUGCGGUCUCCGCAAAGUCCGCCCAAUGGUCCCUCAGCUCGAACGGAGGCGACGGCAUAGCGGAGGAACAGCAGAUGACGAGCAAUGGCCCUGCUUCUCGACCGCUCUAUGAUAAAGACCAGCAACAGCACGCUUCCAAAUCUCCAUAUCCGUCGCCAGAACAUGCUCUUCCUUCGAUAGCUGGAUCGUUCUCAGCGAAAACGAUGGACGGCCAGAAGCGGCCGUCCCCGACGCAGUCACCACCAACUCAAAACCACGCAGAGAACACGGAACAAGGCACCGAGCGCCGUGGGCUACGUCUCUCCGGUGUCCAUUCAAUCCUCAACCCCAGCCAUGGGGAGGACGAAGAACGUCGCUCCCGCAGGAGGGGUGCCGCCGAGUUCGAGGAUAACACGCGAACCAUAUUCACUGCGCCCACUGCGGCCGCAGCAUCGGCUGGGUCGUCCCUUGGAGAGACAUCGCCUACUUCAAGCGGCCCAAGGAUGGUACGACGUAUUCUGACUCCGAUCUCACCUAGACUCCAACGAGCGACAAGUUAUGGCAGGCUUACCGGGACCAUUGACGCUACAGAACGGCCGUUUCUGUCGGAUGUCUCGAGGAUGGCUACGCCUGAGCGUGCGACAAGCAUCUCCCUACCACCAGUACAUUCACAAACAUCCCAAGUUCCGCAGCAGUCGCCCUUCGUUGUUCCCGUGGCACCUACGCCACCCUUGAUUCAGCCACCACGUCGCGCAAGCGUCAGUGUCGUCGGCUCAGCACGACCCAGCCCAAGCCCAUCUUACGCAGACUCCUACAGCCAGAGCGGCAUGAGCGGGCAGACGUCUCCCGCAAUACUUCCUGUUCCUGGUGCACCACCAGGGCCAACACCUCCCAGCUCUAUGCGGCUGACUCCAAGUCCGGGUCUCGCAGCCGUCAGUGCCGUUCCACCAGGCGCACUGGAUAAUGAGCAAGGAUUUCACGGGGCUGUCGUUUCAAGUGGUCAGACAUAUCAAAUACUGACUGUCGACACCAGCAAAGGACAUAUGCAGCUUCCCGUCGAAGUGCAAGCGGCUUCGCGCAUGGCUGACGAAAAGCGAAAACGCAACGCGGGCGCGUCUGCACGUUUCCGGGCGCGACGCAAGGAGAAAGAGCGCGAAGCCGCAACCAAGAUUUCCAAUCUCGAGAUGGAGCUUGCGUACGCACAGGAGGACACCAGAUACUACAAGGCCGAGCGAGAUUACCUUGCGGACAUCAUCCUCAAAUACGUGCCGCAGUACGAGAGCCACCUGAAAAACCGACCGCCUUCACCAAGGCACAAGCGUGCGGCUCACAUGCCCCGACCAGCGUUGAAUCAGACGAUGGAUUCGCCUCUGUCCACGAUGGAUGCGGAAGUCUACGAAGAUGAGCGUCCAGCCACACGACGGCGUACAGAGGCUUAUUCACUUCCGACCGCUGCAGGAGGACCUCCGCAGCACCAUUAUCCACCCUCCACAUACACCCCGUAUCCACCCAGCCAUGCGCAGCUCACGCCUCCCCAGCAAAACGCGAAUGCGCAGUACGCACAAGGCGGGCACGGGCAGACCCCUCAUCCACCUGUUCUCUCCAGGUUGCCCGCUACGAGCGAGCUUCAGCGACAAGAGCAGGCUUACGAACGCGGUUGGCCGCCCUCGCGACCCUCCGAACAAGGCCAGUAAAAAUCGACAGGAUCAGUUUUCUCAUUCUCUUUGCUAUGUCCGUAUCUUCUCUUUUUUUUUCUUUCUUCAUUAUCGGCGAAAGCUUGCAAAGAAGACAGAAGGAUAACAUUCGUUCUUAUUUGUUUCUCACGCUCGAACUUCGCUCACGGCCGUUGAUACCCUGUUUUUUUUGGAGGUACUUUGCAUCAGUGGAAGGCUUUUUUUUUUCUCUGGAGCAUUCUGCUUGUUCUAGCAUGCACUUGCAUCAUACACCUGUUCUUUGUACUCCUCUAUAUACCCAUUGCGAAGAAAGUUGCAAAGCAUCAUCUACCGUAACAUAAAGAUCUCAAAGUCUGUUUUACUAGUCCUCUAUAGAUAAAUGGUCUCGCGGCCAUCGUACAACAAGAAUAAUGAG
Verruconis gallopava is the source of this 2503-nucleotide messenger RNA. RefSeq lists its product as uncharacterized. Gene Ontology annotation, biological process: regulation of DNA-templated transcription. The transcript has a single exon. Lineage: Eukaryota; Fungi; Ascomycota; Dothideomycetes; Venturiales; Sympoventuriaceae. The record is from RefSeq and is a predicted model, not a curated record. Gene Ontology annotation, molecular function: DNA-binding transcription factor activity. Bases 295 to 2109 code for a protein of 604 amino acids.